Molecule: messenger RNA, 3138 nt
Organism: Aspergillus clavatus NRRL 1
Lineage: Eukaryota; Fungi; Ascomycota; Eurotiomycetes; Eurotiales; Aspergillaceae
Product: putative N2,N2-dimethylguanosine tRNA methyltransferase
Exons: 3
Coding region: 1-3138 (1045 amino acids)
Biological process (GO): tRNA N2-guanine methylation
Cellular component (GO): nucleus; membrane
Molecular function (GO): RNA binding
Source: RefSeq, a predicted model, not a curated record
AUGCAGGCUCCCGAGGACCUCCCGGUGUUAAAAGCCGAUGACGUUGAUUCUCGAUCCCUGAUCUCCAUGCAGGAGUUGGAUCCUUCUCCGGUUCAUGAAGAAGGCUGUGAUCUCGAGAGCGGCGACUACUUUUCUAGAGGUCAGGAUGUGCCGCCAACCCAGGGCGGGUUAUCCAACAUCAACCUGGGCCUCCGCGGCCACAACUGGGAUUCUUGGUUAUCCGCGCUACAGAAAUACUCGACGUAUCCCCCAACAUUGUUCUUUGCAUUGCACUUUGCGAACACCUCGCUCAUUCCGUUGAUCACACGCUCCGUGCCUGAUAGCGAGAACUAUUUACUUCUUACAAGACCUUUGUAUCAGUCUCCAUCCCUCGAACAUGCCGUCCUUACCCUUCCUAUCCUGGCCCAUGUCGCUUCUGGAAUUGUCCUGCGAAACAUCCGCUCCUCUCGCCGGGCACGCCUCUACGGGGUGGAGACCAGGUCCCAGAGGUAUACGCUCGCAUUCUGGCCCCGAAUGAGCUUACAAGCGCGAUUGGGGUAUCUCCUUAUCCCACUGCUGGGUGCUCACGUCUUGGUCAACCGCGUCGUGCCGUUGGUGGUUGAUGGUGGAAGUUCCGGAGUCGGGUUAGGGUAUGUUGCUCAUGGGUUUGCACGAAGCCCGGGUUUUUGGAACAUUUACUAUCUGGUCUUUGUCACUGCUGGAGUGUGGCAUUUCGUUGGAGGAUGGGCCAAUUGGAUGGGAUGGAGAGUCACCACAGCUCGGAAGGAACGAGGACACAAGAAGGGCUCCCUUGAGGGGUAUCUGGGCCACAGAGAUAGCGAGCAACGGGCGAAAAGACAGAGGAAGAUAUGGUGGGUUGUCAACGGAAUUGCCGCACGCCUGGCAAUUAUCUGGCUAUCUCCUGGAAGUCGGAGACCCGGUUUUCUUGUCCAUCCUCUACCCACGAACGCAUACACAGUGCCCCACCGUCGCUUGGACACACUUUUGUCGCGAUAUCAUAUUUCAACCAUGGCAGAGAAACCAAUCCAGGCCGAUGUUCCCGAUUGUCUGGUGCAACAUGACGGCAAGGAGUACAAGGCUGUGAGAGAAGGGCGGGCUUCUAUCCUGAACCCACCUGCCCAGGCCGCGGCUUCCAAAGGUACAAAGAAGGACCUCAGACCUGAAGAUGAAUCACAAUCUGUCUUCUACAACCCCAUCCAGCAGUUCAACCGAGAUCUCAGUGUAUUGGCAAUCAAGGCGUAUGGAGAGCAUUUGCUUGCGCUCAAGAAGCUGAAGGCCGAGAAGAAGCGAAGUGGCGUGGGCAGGGGAAAGAAGCGGAAGAGAGAUGAUGAGGCUGGCACAGAACAACCAGCAACUUCAGAGGAACUUCCUGGCGCAAACGGGAACUCUACAGCUUCUGCACCACACCCAGAGCAGAGUGUCAUUCCCUUCACAAUUUUGGACGCUCUCUCCGCUACAGGUUUGCGGGCCCUGCGAUAUGCGUCAGAGAUACCCUUCGUUACUUGUGUGGUCGCAAAUGACCUCUCGAGCUCUGCCAUUCAGUCGAUGAAGACGAACAUCGAGUACAACGACCUUGGAAAACUCAUUCGACCGAAUCUAGGAGAUGCACGUGCUUACAUGUACAGCAUUCUCAACCAGACGAGUACGCCCGGCAGUGGAACGCACACCAGCAAGUUUGAUGUCAUUGAUCUGGACCCCUAUGGCACCGCUGCGUCGUUCAUGGAUGCCGCUGUCCAGGCUGUCAAGGAUGGGGGGUUGCUGUGUGUCACCUGCACAGAUGCGGGCGUUUGGGCGUCGAAUGGCUAUCCGGAGAAAGCGUAUGCUCUUUACGGGGGUGUUCCUAUCAAGGGAUCGCAUUCUCACGAGGGCGGGCUGCGCCUUAUUCUCCACGCGCUGGCCACCUCCGCUGCGAAAUAUGGGCUUGCAAUUGAACCCCUGCUUUCGUUAUCGAUUGAUUUCUAUGCUCGCGUUUUUGUUCGAGUUCACCGAUCCCCCGCUGAGGUCAAGUUCACCUCAGGCAACACGAUGGUAGUUUACAACUGCGAUUCUGGUUGCGGGGCGUGGUCAACGCAACCCUUGACCCAAACCAAGCAAAGACUGGAUAAGAAGGGAAAUCCUUUCUACCACUACGGGUUCGCUCAAGGGCCUAUUGCGAACGCACAUUGCGAGCACUGCGGCUUCAAGACCCAUGUGGGAGGACCCAUGUGGGCCGGGCCGCUUCAUAAUCCUCAUUUCAUUCAAAAAAUCCUCGACAUGCUUCCCAGCGCAGAUAGAGAGAUUUAUCAAACGGUGGAUCGGAUUGAAGGUAUGCUCACUACAGCGCUUGAAGAGGAUCUGUUUUUGGACUCUCGUCCAGGCGCUGCCGUAGAGGGCACAAGCGAUGAUGAUGAUGGGAAGGCCUCCGGAGAUGCGACAUCGCCCGCAUAUUCGGCCAUUAUUCCCCGAUCGGACCCGGCCGCUCGCGACCCGUUCCCAUUCUAUUUUACCCUCAGCUCAUUGGCAAAGGUCCUACACACAUCCACCAUAUCCGUUGAUGCAUUCCGCGGAGCUCUCCGACACCUGGGCUAUCGGUCAACGCGCAGUCAUACGAAGCCCAAUACUAUCCGCACGGAUGCUCCCUGGGAGGUAAUUUGGGAGGUUAUGAGGGAAUGGGCGAGGCAGAAAGCCCCUAUCAAAGAAGGCGCACUCCGCCCGGGCACUCCUGGAGCGGCGAUUAUGGCAAAGAGCCGAGAAAAUCUUCACGGACACAAGGGAGACGAUCGCUUAGAUAUUUUGAAGAGAGAAAUUGCGUCUGCUACGGAAAAUAGCCAGGAUGUUGCCGACUUAGUGACAAAGAUCGAAGCUGCGCUGUAUCGGGCCAAGUGCAGACAGACAGCAGAGUCGGGCCCAUCCGUAUCUGAUCCCCUGAGCACGGAGCCACGUGAGCCACAUGCGCCUGCCAAAGAGAAAGGUCAAGGUGAAGCCCCUCAGACUUCACGAGUUAUUCCAGCGGCCAAGCAGGAUCUCAGCACAUUGGAGGUUGUCUUCGAUGAGGCGCUGGGCAGAGAAGCAUCCCUUGCUCAGACCAAGAAGCGGCUUGUCCGAUAUCAGAUCAACCCGCGGGCCAAUUGGGGCCCUCUCAAUCGAGCCUCCGGGUGA